AUGUAUGGAUAUAAUGAUGUAGAUGGUGUGUAUAAUGAAAUGGAUGGAAGCAGCUGCAACCCUCUUGACAUUGACUUCAGCAAGGAGGACUCUGACAUAUACGUGGGAAGGACGUUCAAGCACAAAGCGGAGUGCAAGUUGACGUUGGCUAUCUACGCAAUUGCGAAGGUGUGCACGUUUAAGCUCAGGCAUUGCAAACGCCGACUGACGGCGAAAUGCUACGAAAAAGAAUGCAAGUGGAGAGUAGUGGCUGUUCAACUCGGUGAUUCUCCAACUUAUCUGAUUAAAAAGGCAAUUCUGAAUCAUGUAUUCGUAGCCGACGUUAGAGGGAAGUAUAAAAAACAUGGUAAAGCCAAAGUGCUUGCAGCUCUAUUGCGUUUGAAAUACGAGAGGCUCUACUCUGGGCCGCGUGCUAUGGAACUUCUGGAAAUGUUGCGACCGGAAUUCAACUAUACAUGCUCAUACUGGAAAGCUUGGAAAGCGAAAGAACUAGCGAUUGCAGACAGAGGAGGAUUCAUACAAGAUGCUACCACAGUACUUCCAUCAUGCAUCGAUGGAUGGAAGUACCUGAGGAAGGUGCUAGUGGUGGACGGCACCCACAUGUUUGGAAAGUACAAAGGUGUUUUGCUAAGUGCCAGCGGACAAGAUGCUAACAGCCACGUAUUCCCGAUUGCUUUCGCAGUUGUGGAAAGCGAGAACACUACUGCGCAGCAAUUUUCGCAGCGAAAGAUAAAUGGUACCCACGUGCACACCAUGAAAGCAAUGGUUGGCAGAGCUGGGGAAGCGCUCAGAGUUUCGGAGUUUAAGGAGAUAAUGGAGCUUAUUAAACUGACGGAUUGGAGAUGCUGGGAUUAUUUGGAGAAGAUCGACAAGAAGGUAUGGACACGUUCACAUUUCGAAGGGGAGAGAUUUAACGUGAUGACUUCUAACGCUGCUGAAUUGUUGAAUAAUGCUCUUCUACCCGCUCGUGAUAGUCCUAUAAUGGCAUUGUUCGAGUUUAUUCGCCGGAAGCUGUGUACAUGGUAUGUGAGCAGACGCACCGAGAUCAGUAAGAUGAAGGGAAAUGUUCCAGAUAAUAUUCAAAAGAUACUGGUCGAACAGCUGGUGCUGUCAACGGGCCUUCUAGUUAUGCCAUGUUCGACUUGGUUAUUCGAAGUUACGCACAGGCCAACUAAUUUUGGUUUCACUGUUGAUCUGGAUAAACGAACUUGCACUUGCCUCGAAUUCCAAAAGCUUGGUUUGCCAUGCCGACAUGCCAUUGCUGCUGCUUCUUGCCGUAAUAUGCAGUACACCAUGUUUGUUUGCAAACACCAUCUCAAAGAGACAUGGGCUGAAACAGUUAGGGCUAUCAUACUUCCGGUUCCGGAUCCAAAGGAUGUUGAAAUGCCAGCCGAAAUACUAACGGUUGAUCUUUAUCCACCAACGACCAAACGAACGAAGGGAAGACCAGGAAUCAAACGUAAACUGUCCGCAGGAGAGAUACCGGUAAGACUGUUGUGUUGA
Messenger RNA from Brassica rapa (field mustard), 1503 nucleotides. RefSeq lists its product as uncharacterized. The record is from RefSeq and is a predicted model, not a curated record. Gene Ontology annotation, molecular function: zinc ion binding. Lineage: Eukaryota; Viridiplantae; Streptophyta; Magnoliopsida; Brassicales; Brassicaceae.